Molecule: messenger RNA, 2558 nt
Organism: Somion occarium
Lineage: Eukaryota; Fungi; Basidiomycota; Agaricomycetes; Polyporales; Cerrenaceae
Source: the annotation of a GenBank genome assembly
CAACGCUAACGUUCCAACAGGUUCAACCUCGCUCUAUGUUUACUUCGCAUAUUCUGCCAAGUACUUAUCUAUCUUUCAUAGCCUACCCGCAUCGUCAUGAUACAACUCGAGGCGGCCAAACUAUCUAAUGUCUGACAAAUUUAUCUGUAGCUGUUUUACGCGAAUUUUACGUCUCAUUUGGAGUCAACGUGAUUCGCAGCUGCAUGUUUCCCAUCGGGUCUCGCAACAGACUACUGAACUCGCGGUUUACCUUACAAGUCGUUUUCGCCGUUGGAAUGAGUGCUUCCUCGACCGAGGGAUUCAUCUCUCGGCCUGCAUUGUCAUUACCUCCAGUUGAUGUCUCUCCUGAAAUUUUAAUGGCUCUGGAACGUCGGAAACUGAACGCAUCACGUCCGGUUGCAAAGCUUGUCCCCGACGUGCUGACACGCAUCUUCAAUUUUUUUGUAGCGUUUAAAGGUUUUCCUUGGAGAGAGCAGCCUCCUCCUUUCCUGUUAUCUAGUGUGUGCCAUUAUUGGAGGAUGGUUGCAAUAUCCUCACCCAGUAUCUGGUCGCACGUGAAGGUGGACAGAGAUGGUCCCGACCUCGAGGUUGUCGACCUCAUUCUCGCAAGAUCCUCUCAGCUGCCUCUCCGUGUAGAGGUGGAUGAGACUAUUUCUACACCACUUUUGAUUCAAGGAGCCGGCCAUAUCCUACGAACAGCGUCCAAUCGCAUCUACAAGGCGAACUUUUGCUUACCAAGUAAGGGUCCCCAUAUACUCGACCAAGACGAUAUUCCACCCUUUCCUACCCUACGGUCCCUCUUCCUCAUCGUUGUGUUUGCCGACGUGUCAGGUGACAUCAGCUUCCCGGUAGCACUCGAGGCACUCGAGGCACCAUUGCAAGAACUACAUCUUAUUGGAGUCCGUCCUCGAUUGUCAAGCCCGUUCUUUUCCAGCCAUGCGCUCCGGGUUCUAUGCAUCAAAAUCUUGUGUCCCCCAUGGGGGGAUGCCAGUGUUAUGCACGACAUCCUUGAUAUGCUUCGCGGACUGCCCACCCUCCAGAAAUUAGUCUUGAAGAAUGUCUUGAGUGGCGUAGUCGGACCGACGUUGGAGGACCCUGAGCUUUUCCCGCCAGGCAGUCUUGAACUUCUUGACCUGCCCAAUCUCGGAGAGCUUGUCAUCGAAGAUGGAGCCGUCGUGACAGCUAUCUUCCUGAACUUCGCGCUCCUCAAACCUUCGGUGAAAUUGUCCUUCGACGCACGACUCUUCAAUCAGUUCCUCCCUAGAGACGAUCAACUUCUGGAGCUAGCAGAGGCUUUAACUGAUCAUUUCACUGGUGGCAUGGUUCGUGAGCCGCAGUUAACAAGUCUUGUGUUGAGAUUUAUACUGCGUUCGUCAUCCCUGUUGGCUUAUAACGUACCUCUUACCAUGACACGUCGCCUCAUUUCGACGAAGGAAGACCCUCAACUCAAGUUGGAGCCGAACUUUCCCACUGCCUGGGAUUACCAUUUCGAUGAAUGCCUCCGAGAUUUAUAUUCUUCCUUGCCGUUGUCAAAUAUACGGAUGGUGGCGAUCGACGACCAUGCCCCAUUCAUCGAUGGGGCAGAAUUAUUAUGGGCAUCUUUCUUCCACAUGUUGCCUAGCCUUCGAGUUCUCCGCGCAGGCAUCUGGUUCCUCACGCAUCUACCAUUUCUCUUCAAACAUGGUGUCGGCACCACUGUUUCCCCUACGACCACCGUCGAAGAUCAGCACAUAGAAGAUCAGGACAGGGCUGAAACAGCUUUGUUUACUGGGUUGAAGACGUUGGUCAUCGAUCUCCAGAAACCUUAUGACUCGUUUGAAAAUGAUAUAAACGAGUUAUGCGAGGCAUUUCGUGCCAGAUGUCACGUUGAUCACUGCUUCAAUCAGCUGGUUCUGAUCAAGCCGAGUGGGUCGCGCCUGAGUUCAUCUGAUUGGGCACUGGUAGAUGCAGCGGAGGCGAUGUGCUCAAAGAAGGGCAGUCUUCGCACAAAUCCGGACAACGACGCCAGCGAUGCUAUCGGCUCUGCACCUCCCGCGGACGAGAAUGCAAACGUUGACCAAGGUGUCGAAGACUGUGGAGUCGAGACUCUGUCCUCUGUCAAUGAUGCUGUCUAUACAUUCAGAUUCGUUCCCUUUGGUCGUGCGACGUGAACAUCAAUCAGCUGUAUUCAUUCCGUGCUCUUCGUGUACGGCAUUCAGGGUGUUUAUGAUCCUACGUCCGCUACAUCACACUUCCAGAUCCUAUUUUCUUCCUAUCUUUCACGUCUUCACCUUCAAAACGGGCCCCUUCAGACACGUUCGUGUCCUUCGUCGGCACGAUUCCCGGUUUCAUUUCGCCUACACUCCUUCGAACAACCCAAUCACUAUGAUCAUCUCCAUCCCUGAAUUGUUGUGUUACGCGGAUGUCAGAUGUCAUCAAGUCUCGGCAUGCAAGAUGCAUACCGGCUUGCUAUCCCCAUCGUCGCCUGUACACUACAUUCUGGACUCUAGAUGUUCUACUGUUGCUUUGAAUUGAAUGUCUAAAAUUAUGGACAGGAGAUGAUCAUUCUGCACCUCCUC